AAUCCGUGUCUCUAAUCGAGUCUUGUGUGCUCAUCACCAGCGUUUCAACGACGGCGACGAGUGCUGCUCUUCUUCUCACUUUCUUCCUCUCUCUCAUCAUCCACUGAGCGUCUCAUCUUCCGCUCAGUUCUCCACUCACUCAGGUGCUGGACGACACCACAAUUCUCCGCAGAGAAACUCCAACCAACCAACAACCGCAAGACACACCACAAAAGUGCAAAGUGUAGCUUUUUUUCGGGAUCUGAAAUUGGAUCUCGCUCUUGUUAUUACUUUCUCCCAAGUAAACACACAUUUAGCCAAUUAUAAUCCAUCCACCUGGGUGGCCUUAUGAAACUACUUUGCCGAGUGUGUUGUAUAAUGGAGGUUUCCAGGAGGCUGUUUUCUCUCUUCUUUCCCUGAAAAACAUGGUCACAAUGGGAAAUAUAAAUAACAUUUCUUUCUACUGAGGAAACCUAGUGGUGAUAUUGAAUAACUUGAUUAUUAGAAGAAUGGUAAAUUAUUCUUAUUCUCCGACCUGAGUUAAAGCAAACAACAACGACAAGAACAUAUCCUCGAUAAUAACAUAAAACGCUAGCCAUGCAGCCCACCAGUAACAGUAACGGAGUGGCUUUGAAUCAGCCAUCCAAAAGCUUCAGAAACCCACCAUGGUGGAAUCGAAGGACGAGGUUGGAAAGGGGUUUGUUGGUGUCUGCUUGCGUUUUUUUCGUGACCUGCGCAGCCCUGGUCGUCGCCCUUGCCUCCACAAAUUCCGCUUUACGAGUUGGUCCAAAUUCUGAGUCUAUGCCUUCACCAGAAGCACUAGUCGAUGAUGGCGCCGAAGACACCGAACCCGGCAUCUGUAAUACCAAGGGAUGUGUCCGAACAGCUGCUGCAAUAAUCCAAAAUAUGGACGAAGAAGUUGAUCCGUGUGACAAUUUCUACGAAUUCGCAUGCGGAGGCUUUGUUAAGAACACGAUUAUACCUGAUGACAAGACGCAAAUGACCACGUUUGGGAUUCUCAACGACAAACUUGAUGAGCAGGUGAGGAUUUUGGUUGAAGAACCUGUGAAGCCUGAUGAGCCAAAGCCAUUUCAAUUGGUCAAAAACUUGUACCAAUCCUGCAUGAACAAAUCCUUAAUCGAAAGUUUGGGCGUGAAGCCAAUGAAUGAAAUCUUGAAGAAAUUGGGUGGAUGGCCCUUGCUAGAACCCAAUUGGGAUCCUACAACUUUUACGUGGAUUGAGUCUGUGUACCGAUUCCGUAAAUUAGGAUAUUCGAAUGACUACUUCAUCGACUUCUCCGUUACAACUGAUGUUAAGAACUCAACUUAUCGGAUAAUCGAUAUCGACCAACCUGCACUUGGUCUCUCCCGAGAGUACCUGACCAAGGGGUUGAAUGAAUCCGAGGUGAAAGCAUACCACAAGUAUCAGGUUGAGUUGGCAGUUUUAUUGGGAGCUGACCGAACAACUGCGGUGAAGGAUAUGCGCGAUGCUCUCGAAUUCGAAACACAGUUGGCAAACUUCUCACUUCCACGAGAAGAACGAAGAAAUGUGACAAAGUUGUACAAUCCAAUGACCAUUUCAGAGCUACAAGAAAAGUUUCCAUCUAUUCCAUGGUUGGAAUACAUUAAUCGAUUAUUGCCAGAGAAAGUUCAAAUUGCAUCCGAUGAGACAAUUAUUGUUACAGUACCUGAAUACAUAACAAAAUUUCAGCAGUUAAUCUCCCAAACCGACAAAAGGGUGCAAGCCAACUAUGUCAUGUGGAGGGCAGCCGCAAGCUCCGUCAGUUACAUGAGUGAAAGCGUUCGAAAGUUGCAAUUGGACUACACCAACACGUUGACUGGAAAGGGCGAACGAGAACCGAGGUGGAGGGAGUGCACUAGUGUCGCAACAGCAAGCUUGGCAAAUGCAGUUGGGGCGCUCUAUGUUCGUCGAUAUUUCAAAGACGAGGCUCGAGCUUCCGCAAUGGAGAUGGUCACUGAUAUCCGCAAAUCGUUCCUCGACAUUUUGAAGGAGAUUGAGUGGAUGGAUAGCUUGACAAGAGGUCGAGCCAUUGAAAAAGCCAAUAGUAUGGAAACUCAUAUUGGUUAUCCCAAGGAAUUGAUGGAAGAUUCCAAGCUCAUUGAGCUGUAUGAUGGGCUGGAAAUGAGUAACAACGACUACCUGGGAAAUGUUCUAAAUCUAACAACUUUCGGAACCGAUUAUGCAUACAGAAAAUUGAGAGAAAGAGUCAACAAGACGGAUUGGAUUUCUCACGGGCGUCCUGCUGUCAUUAAUGCAUUUUAUGCACCUCUGGAGAACUCUAUUCAAUUUCCGGCUGGAAUUCUCCAGGGCGUGUUUUUCGACAGUGAGAGACCUAGAUAUAUGAACUAUGGUGCUAUUGGAUGGAUUAUUGGUCAUGAAAUUAGCCACGGUUUUGAUGAUCAGGGACGUCAAUUUGAUGCCGAUGGAAAUCUGUAUGAUUGGUGGGAACCAACUACAAAAAAUGCAUACCUCAGACGAACCCAAUGCAUAAUUUAUCAGUAUGGAAAUAUGACGGCAAAAGAAGUAAAUCUGAAGUUAAACGGAAUCAACACACAAGGAGAAAAUAUUGCUGACAUUGGAGGUAUAAAAGAAGCAUACCGAGCCUAUCAGUCGUGGGUUCAAAGAAAUGGCCAAGAGCAAAAACUGCCUGGGUUAAAAUACUCAUCCAACCAACUGUUCUGGAUUAGUGCAGCCAACGUUUGGUGUAACAAGUACAGACCAGAAAGUUUGAAACUCAGAAUUCUGACGGGCGUGCAUUCCCCUGGAGAAUUCCGUGUUAGAGGACCUUUUUCUAAUAUGGAACCAUUUUCAAAGGACUUUAACUGCCCAAAUACAAAACCCAUGAACCCAAAGGAAAAAUGUUCCGUGUGGUAAAUUUAUACGUAAUGAUGUAGUUAUAGUUGGGUGGGUGGUGCUCCCAUACUUGAUUAAAUAUCAACCUCCACCUGCUGCGUUGGAUUUUUUGGGAGAUGUCUUUGCAUUUAUCCCACUUUGACUAAACCAAAAUCAAGUUGAAUUUUUGCUUAGAGAAAUCAUUAACGUAAACAAUUUCUGGUGUCGUUUAAAUUAUAACUGUUAACUUUGCAUCGUCUCCCAUGUCAGCAAACCUACUAUUUUGUGCCAUCAUUUAACCAGACGCAAUUGUUGGUCUGGAUGUGUGACGAUAUGUAAAAUGCUAAUAUCUAGUUAUAACUUAAUCUCUGAACUCUAUCUUAUAUGGUAGGAAUACAUCUCAUAAUUCCACAUGAGAUCGUAUUUAUUUGUAGUUGUUUAGUAAUUGAACUUGGACAAAGGAAGAUUAGUUUAUUAAUUUAUGUUGUCUUAUCCGGCGGUAUGUACAUACAUACAUAUGUAGAUGUGAUGAACUGUUAAAGUCUUUUAUUGUAUUUUUAGGUGAUGUUUGUUAUAGAAUAUAAAAGUAUCUGUACCCGUUAGUACAAUGAUUAAAAGUACAUAUGUAGAUGACUUUUUUUAAUAUUCUUGUUAAAUAUUUGAAACCCCUAUAAUUGUUAUAACAUGCAUUAAUCGUGACAGUCAAUUCUCAGUGCCAAUCCACUAUUACAAGAGCACAAUAAACUGAACGUCUUUUUUAUAAUA
Messenger RNA from Folsomia candida, 3597 nucleotides. Its product is annotated as neprilysin-2. The coding region runs from base 577 to 2874 and encodes 765 amino acids. Gene Ontology annotation, biological process: protein processing. The transcript is spliced from 28 exons. Lineage: Eukaryota; Metazoa; Arthropoda; Collembola; Entomobryomorpha; Isotomidae. Gene Ontology annotation, molecular function: metalloendopeptidase activity. Gene Ontology annotation, cellular component: plasma membrane. The record is from RefSeq and is a predicted model, not a curated record.